This is a messenger RNA of Peromyscus californicus insignis, 13333 nucleotides long. RefSeq names its product SET domain containing 5 (gene Setd5). Lineage: Eukaryota; Metazoa; Chordata; Mammalia; Rodentia; Cricetidae. Bases 1457 to 5917 code for a protein of 1486 amino acids. Gene Ontology annotation, molecular function: protein binding. The record is from RefSeq and is a predicted model, not a curated record. The transcript is spliced from 26 exons.
GGCAGCGGGCUGAGUGAGCUGCCGCUGCCGCCGCCGCUGCCGCCGCCGGGGGAGGGGCGGCCGCCGCCCGCCUGCGCUCAGAGACUCACGCAGCCCUAGUCCCGCCAGUCCGCCAACACAGUAGUGCCGGCCCCCCUCCGCCCCUGGCCCUCCCCCUCCCCGCCUUGGGCUCGCUCCGCCUUUCUGCCCCCCACCCCCACCUCACGGGUACGGGCCAUUCCCGGCCAGGAAACGCCGUGGCGCCGCGUUGGGCCUAACUCGAGUCUCGCUGCCUCCCGGGAGUGCCGUGCGCCGCAGCCCGGGCCCAGGCCCCGGCAGCGCCUGGGUCAAGGAUUCCUCAUGUCCGUAACAUGUUGGCUGAGGCUCUGCAGCUCACCCCCACUCUUUGAGUGGUCAGUCUCCAUUAAUUGGACCCCGUGAUUUCCACCCUCUGCUGUCUUGGACGUCAUGAGCAUUGCAAUCCCUCUGGGAGUCACCACACCAGAUACAUCCUACUCAGAUAUGGCUGCUGGAUCAGAAAAGGAAGUGGAAGCCCCCUACCUUUCAAGACGAAGUGGCACUACACCAGGAUGUGAAAGUCCAGCGAAAGAGACCCAAGGGGCCUAGGGGGCAGCACACCCCCAGAAGCCAAGUCUAUUCCAGGCAGUACCAGGGAUUAGGGUCUGGGCUGGAAAAAUCCUGGUGUUUUGAAUAUGUUCAGGUCCAGUUCAGACUCUUGAUCCCACAGCCACUUCUUGAGUGAGACUUGCACAUGAAGUGCAUAUGUACAUAUUUACCCAGUUUGGAGAUGGGUAAGAUAUAACCAACAUAGCUCCAUCUCCAUGGCCAUCUUUUAUUUCAUGCAACUUUUAUUUUUUCCUGUCCCACAAAAAAAUUCAUUUCUAAUAAACUCUCUUAUUUCACCCCAUGUGUUUAAUGGUAUAAAAUCUCCUACCUAAAAAUAUGUACAACCCUUUGGAUGGAUUACUUAUUUAGUAACAUACAUAGUCAAUAACAAUGUAUAAAUCCAUUGCUUUCUUUUAACUGUCCAUCACAGAAACUAAAUUCUACCUUCAUUUUAUUAAUGCUUGUCUGCCUUUGGUUUCAUUUAGGAAACCCUACCUGUACUCCCCCAGUUGCCUCAGUGACCCAUGUUCAGAUCAUCCUUUUCUCAAGAAUACUGACCUGCAUUCUUGAUAUAUUUCCCUCCCAGCCACUCCCACUGCCAGUUCCCAUUUUGAAGACCCUGUCAAUUACUAAAGUGCAUGCACCUCACUAACAGAGAAUACUUCCCUCUGUCUUAAGUCCCUCACCUAGAAAUGACCUUUGCUGUUAUUAAUAAGACCCCUUCUCACAGUUGUGGAGCAUAAAACUAGGGUAUCCUGUCUUGGUAGUGAAUGGAAGAGGGCCUGGUCCCUGGGGCAGUGCAGAAGGCACUUUCAUCAUCUCACUCACUGCAAAUGUCAUGUGAGGUUUCAUGGAAGUAUUAAGAGAUCCAAUUAAGAAGAAUAGUUCUGAGUCUAAACCAGCCCAGAGUGGCUUCUCUAGGGGAAACUCCCCGCUCUGCUGCCCUGAAUCUGUGGAGGCUAGUCCAGCAGUUAAUGAGAAGAGCGUGUAUUCCACUCAUAAUUAUGGGACCACUCAGAGGCAUGGGUGUCGAGGACUGCCUUAUGCUGAUCAUAAUUACGGAGCCCCUCCUCCUCCGACACCUCCUGCUUCUCCCCCUGUCCAGACGAUCAUCCCUCGUUCUGACCUGAAUGGCCUGCCGUCGCCCGUAGAGGAACGCUGUGGAGACAGCCCGAACUCUGAAGGAGAGACUGUUCCUACCUGGUGUCCUUGUGGUCUUUCUCAGGAUGGCUUCCUUCUCAACUGUGACAAGUGCAGGGGAAUGAGCAGGGGGAAGGUUAUUAGACUUCAUCGGCGGAAGCAGGACAACAUAUCAGGUGGGGAUAGCAGUGCAACAGAAAGCUGGGAUGAGGAGCUUUCUCCUUCCACUGUGUUGUACACAGCAACACAGCACACACCUACAAGCAUCACCUUAACUGUUAGAAGAACCAAACCCAAGAAGCGGAAAAAGAGUCCAGAAAAGGGUCGUGCAGCACCAAAGACGAAGAAGAUUAAGGCAUUUCGAGAGGGAUCCCGGAAGUCCUUGCGGAUGAAGAAUUCUCCCUCUGAAGCACAGAAUUUAGAUGAAAAUACCACUGAGGGCUGGGAAAAUCGGAUAAGACUAUGGACUGAUGAGUAUGAAGAAGCUUUUACUAAUCAGUACAGUGCGGAUGUACAGAAUGCCCUUGAGCAACAUCUACAUUCUAACAAGGAAUUUGUGGGCAAACCUGCUGUUUUAGACACUAUAAAUAAGACUGAACUGGCCUGUAAUAAUACAGUAAUUGGUUCCCAAAUGCAGUUACAGCUGGGGAGAGUCACUCGUGUUCAAAAGCACCGGAAAAUCCUGAGGGCUGCAAGAGAUUUGGCCUUAGACACUCUUAUAAUAGAAUAUCGUGGGAAAGUCAUGUUACGACAACAAUUUGAGGUCAAUGGGCAUUUCUUCAAAAAACCAUAUCCCUUUGUGCUCUUCUACUCAAAAUUCAAUGGUGUAGAGAUGUGUGUGGAUGCUCGUACUUUCGGUAAUGAUGCUCGGUUCAUCAGAAGAUCAUGUACACCAAAUGCAGAGGUGAGACACAUGAUUGCAGAUGGGAUGAUUCACCUGUGUAUCUAUGCUGUAUCGGCGAUCACCAAGGAUGCUGAAGUCACCAUUGCAUUUGAUUAUGAAUAUAGUAACUGUAAUUACAAAGUGGACUGUGCGUGUCACAAGGGAAACCGGAACUGCCCUAUACAGAAAAGAAAUCCCAAUGCUGCAGAAUUGCCGCUCCCACCGCCUCCUAGCUUUCCCACCAUUGGAGCAGAAACCAGACGUAGAAAGGCACGGCGGAAAGAGCUGGAAAUGGAGCAACAAAAUGAGGCUCCAGAAGAGAAUCAUAACCCACAACCACAAGAAGUUCCAGAAAAAGUAACUGUUUCCAGUGAGCAUGAGGAAGUUGACAAUCCAGAAGAAAAACCUGAAGAAGAAGAAGAGGAAGAGGAAGAAGAAAAAGAUGAGGCUACAGAUGACCAGGAGAACCCAGCUCAUAGCAGGAGGACUCGGGAAGAUAGGAAGGUUGAAGCCAUCAUGCAUGCCUUUGAAAAUUUAGAAAAAAGAAAGAAACGGCGGGAUCAGCCUGUAGAACAGAGCAACUCAGACAUAGAGAUUACUACCAGCAGUUCAGAGACAGCCAUUGGAGAAGAGACAAAAACUGCAACUGCUGAGUCUGAAGCUAGCAACCCCAUCUCAAAUAUUGCCAUCCCAAGCACCCCACAGAGCACUGGUGUGAAUACAAGGAGGUCUUCCCACACUGGGGAUGUAGCUGCAGAGAAACCAAUCCCCAAACCACCUCCAGCUAAGCCUUCUAGACCCCGACCCAAGAGUCGGAUUUCUCGGUACCGGACCAGUUCAGCCCAAAGACUAAAACGCCAGAAGCAGGCCAAUGCACAACAGGCAGAGCUUUCACAAGCUGCCUUGGAUGAAGGAGGAAGUAACAACUUAGUAACUCCUCCUGAAGCUGGAAAUAUAGACAGUUCAGGAGAGAACAGACAGUUGACGGGGUCUGACCCAACUGUGGUAUCAGCUACUGGAUCGCAUGUCAUCCGUGCUGCAUCUAAAUACCCCAAAACCAAAAAGUAUCUAGUUACAGAAUGGUUGAAUGACAAAGCAGAGAAGCAAGAGUGUCCUGUUGAGUGUCCUUUACGUAUCACCACUGACCCAACUGUAUUGGCAACAACCCUGAACAUGCUACCGGGUCUUAUUCAUUCCCCAUUAAUUUGUACCACCCCCAAACACUACAUUCGCUUUGGCUCACCCUUUAUGCCUGAGAGGCGUCGAAGGCCCCUUCUGCCUGAUGGCACAUUCAGCUCCUGUAAAAAGCGCUGGAUAAAGCAAGCCUUGGAAGAAGGGAUGACUCAGACAUCAUCUGUGCCCCAAGAGACUAGAACACAGCACCUAUACCAAAGUAAUGAGAAUAGUAAUUCUUCUAGUAUCUGUAAAGACAAUGCAGACUUAUUGAGCCCAUUAAAGAAAUGGAAGUCUCGCUAUCUGAUGGAGCAGAAUAUCACCAAGUUGCUUCGGCCUCUGUCUCCAGUUACACCACCCCCUUCCAGCUCAGGCUCAAAGAGUCCCCAGCUGUCCACACCUGGCCAGACUCACCCAGGAGAAGAGGAGUGUCGAAAUGGAUACAGCCUCAUGUUCUCGCCAAUCACAUCUCUUACUACUGCUAGUCGUUCCAACACUCCUCUGCAGUUCGAGCUUUGCCACCGAAAAGACCUGGAUUUGUCAAAAGUGGGAUACCCAGACUCUAGCACUCACAGCUGUGCUGAUAGACCUUCCCUGCUCAACUGCAGUCAUCCUGACCUGGCUUCUCAUCCCUCUGUCGCUCCAACCUCAGAGGCUGGCUUCCCCAACAGGAGUGGAGAUGGCUCUCAGACCUUGCUGAGAAAUUCAGACCAGGCGUUUAGGACAGAGUUCAACUUGAUGUACGCCUAUUCCCCUUUGAACGCUAUGCCUCGAGCAGAUGGACUGUAUAGAGGGUCCCCCUUGGUGGGGGACAGGAAGCCUUUGCAUUUAGAUGGAGGAUAUUGUUCCCCUGCAGAAGGCUUUUCCAGCAGAUAUGAACAUGGCUUUCUGAAAGACCUCUCUCGUGGCUCCAUGUCACCUGGUGGUGAAAGGGCCUGUGACGGAGUCCCAUCUGCUCCUCAGAACCCACCACAAAGGAAAAAAGUAUCCUUGCUAGAGUACCGCAAACGGAAACAAGAAGCCAAGGAGAAUUCUGGUGGGGGAAGUGACUCUUCACAGAGCAAAAGCAAGUCUGCAGGAGCUGGACAAGGCAGCAGUAACUCUGUUUCUGAUGCUGCUGCCCAUGGUGUGCAGGGAUCCUCAGCCCGGACCCCCUCGUCCCCUCACAAAAAAUUCUCCCCAUCUCAUUCCUCCACAUCACAUUUGGAGGCGGUAAGCCCAUCAGAUUCCAGGGGCACUUCCUCCUCUCACUGCAGACCUCAAGAAAACAUCAGCAGUAGGUGGAUGGUUCCUACAUCUGUUGAACGACUCCGAGAAGGAGGAAGCAUCCCUAAGGUUCUCCGAAGCAGUGUGAGAGUGGCCCAAAAGGGAGAGCCCUCCCCCACAUGGGAGAGCAACAUGACAGAGAAAGAGUCAGACCCUGCAGAUGGAGAAGGCCCAGAGCCGUUGAGCUCAGCACUCUCUAAAGGAGCAACUGUUUACAGCCCUUCCAGAUACAGCUACCAGCUCCUCCAGUGUGACAGUCCACGGACAGAAUCACAAAGCCUCCUUCAGCAGAGUUCGUCCCCCUUUAGAGGACAUCCCACCCAGUCUCCAGGAUACAGUUAUCGAACUACUGCACUGAGACCUGGAAACCCCCCCUCUCACGGUUCUUCAGAAUCAUCCCUCUCUUCCACAUCCUACCCCAGCCCUGCCCACCCUGUGUCCACAGACUCGUUGGCCCCAUUUACGGGGACUGCAGGGUAUUAUAGCAGCCAGCCGCAUUCUGGAAACAGCACUGGCAGCAAUCUUCCGAGGAGGAGCUGUUCUUCGAGUGCUGCUAGCCCUACCCCACAGGGCCCCUCAGACUCACCAACCUCAGACUCGGUUUCUCAGCCCAGCACAGGAACGCUGAGUUCCACCUCCUUUCCUCAGAACUCUAGGUCGUCAUUGCCAUCAGACUUACGGACUAUCAGUCUGCCCAGUGCUGGGCAGUCAGCUGCCUACCAGGCCUCCAGGGUAUCUGCGGUUUCCAAUUCACAGCACUACCCACAUCGUGGGAGUGGGAGUGUACACCAGUACCGACUCCAGCCACUGCAAGGGUCAGGAGUCAAGACUCAGACAGGACUUUCCUAGGGCUUCUGGAUAUGGGCAAACUGAACUUGAUGAGCCCAUAGCUGCUUCCUUCCAGCUGCCUCUGGAACCAAGGCCGAGCAUAUUGCUGGGGAAGAGGGGUACAAGGUGCCAGAGGAAUGGGUCUGGUCAGCAAGAAAUGAGACUUGUGGUCGUGACUGGCCUCCGGCCUUGGAGAAAGAUGUAAAUCUUGUCUGAAGCAGAGACUAUAAAGAAGUUUCUCCCUGCUGUUAAGGGUACAUUGUUAACAAGCAAAUGGUGUUUCGGUUAGUAACGGUUCUAAGUGCAAUGACUUGUGUUGAAGCCUAUGUCUCCCAUCCUUGCCUGUAGCCUGUAGUCACUUGUGCAGUAAGGACAUCUUUUUCAAUAAAAAAAAAUUUUUUUUUCUUUUCAAAAGAAAAAAGUGGAAAGAGCCAAUCUCAAAGCCCCAAGCCAUCUGAGUAGUGUUAGGGUUUUAUGCACUUAAGAAAAAAAAAAAAGGUAGGUAUGUAAAUGUUUGCUGUGAGACAACCAUUCCAAAAGCAGGUGCAUGGUCAAGGUGUGUCCACCAGGAGUGCUCCCUACCUUUGUCUUAAAGCCACUAGGAAAUGGGCAGAGAGAGGAAUGCUUGCCACUUAUUCUGACUGAGGCUUGCCUGGCUUUGAGAGGAGCUGGUGGUCAGCUCUUGGUUAUUUGGGAGCAGAUGUGGGAUGGAUUGGGCGCCAGCUGUUACCAUCCCAUUCCUCCUUCCCACAUUUCAGUGGGUUAACAAUAGCCCUAUGAAGUAAGCGGAGAAGGAGGCGGGCCAGUUUAGGAAGGAUCCAGUGGUCUGGGGAACCUUUGAAUUUUAAUUUUCCUAUUCCCAGUUCAUCAGGAGUUGCUGUCCUAAGAACAGGACUGCCUCCGUGACUGAGAAGCAUGCACUUAUGACUGCAGGGUAAGAAUGGGGCAGAUAGGGUUGUAGAGUGGCACCGACAGGGCUGUGAUUGUGUGUGGGGUCUGCCCCACGUUUCUUUAGGGGAUGCUUACACGAGAGUGGGCAGGUGAGAGUUAACAAGUCACCCAUACCCCUAACAUUGUUCUGGAUGAGAGACAAGAGCAGACUGGCUUCUCCCCAUCAGUGCAUUGUGCCUGUUGUACACCCCUGGAGGAGCCCUGGAGCCAGCCCAGGUGGGGUACACAAUCUUUUUAAAUUCCAUAUGGUUGCCAGCUUAUUUCUUUCACUUGUUUACUGUAAUACCUGGCGUGUUUUUAUUUAUCUAAUUUUGUAUUCAGCUAUAACCAUGGUAGGGUAGUGAGUGUAUGACAGUGUGAUCCCUGGUGCUGCAGUGGACCGGACUUCUUUUGGACAAGAUAUACUGUGAGUCUCCCUCCUUACCUCUAAUCUGUUUUCUUUCCCAUUCCCCAGCCUCUUUCAUCUCCUUUUCUACCCUGAACUACAACUAUCAUAUGCACAGUCUUCUCUCUUUGUGUGUGACUGUUACAAAAUUUCACUUUUCAAAAUUGAAAUCAGGUGUUUGCUCAAAUGAGGGGAGAUUUUCUGUUUUGGUUUUAGUUUUUUGUUUUGUUUUGUUUUUAAUGCUGAACCCUCAGCAUAAUACUUUUCUUUUUGUUGUUUUCCCCACAAACCCAUCAGUCUGGGAGAGCAUUGGGAGUGGAAAUCAUGUUGCCUGGGAUGCCGGUUUCUUUGUAUAUUAUAUAAAACGUAUGUAAAUGUCUCUCCAUUUGGGCUGGGGUUUGCAUUCUCCCUUUGGCUAAAAGCUAAGGGGAGAGGCCAGCGGGCAGGCGGCCCUCACCCUGCCUGGCACGUGCAGAGACCCCAGCCACUCUGUGUGGGCAGGGUGCUGUCAAGACCAGACCUCUGGGGGGGAGGGUGGGGGGAGGGGGGACUCUUGGAAGGGAAGGAGCAUCGCUUCUUCCUCAAGUGGAGUGUUUACACCUUGCUGUAACAUUUGAACUUUCACAAGAGAUGUAAUAAUUUUGAUAAUAAAAUUCUUAACCAUAAAUCAUCAUAAUGUUGAGAAUGUGUUUGUUCUAGAACAUCACUUUCCCUGAUUUAACCUUACUGACCAAGUACAAAAUGAACCCAUGUCCAGAAGAGUUGCUAUCAGUGGAUUUGGGCCUAUGGUGUGGCCAAAAAUCCUAAUUCAUCUUCCUCAGGCCAUCUGUGAUUGAUAUCAGGGCAUUGUUAGUGCAAAUCUACAGUAUUGGAAGUGUCCCUAGUGUCUAUCAUUUACUUGGGAGUUAAACAUUGGUGUCUCUUAUUUAAAGGCAAUACCAGACAUUAUUUGUGGUACUAAGUGAAUUGUGCUGAUUAAAAUGGAAAUGAGUCGGAACAAAGCAGGUAUCUCUUCUCCCCUAGAGCUUAUGUCCUAGGGGAGAGAGAAACCAGUGUGUGAUUUUAAAGUUCAUUACCAUGUUAUUGCACCAUUUUCACCAUGAUGGCACCAGAAGUGUAAAAAUGGAAGCUCUUGCCCUUUCCAAACCCCAAUAACAGCUUUGGAGACCCAAAUAAACAAACCACUUGUCACCUGCCUUUCAGCAGCCCAAGACACUGACUCCAGAAGCACCUCAAAUAGCCUUAGAAGAACACCUCAGGAAAACAAUCAAUCAUGCUCCCUCGCCACUGAGCGGUCAUGAAAAAGAGACAGCACUUGUCUUCAAUGGCAAGUGUCAAGCCUGUAAACACCAGGUAAGACUGAUUGUGAAGCAGCUCUACGCCCUUGAUCUGCCCAAGGUCAGUGUCCUAACUUAACUAGGCCAAUGGGCAAGGCAUAUAUAUAUACUCAACUGGUUUCUGACAACAGUGCUGGUAGACGGUGCCAGCAAAGUUGGGUUCAUCUAAGCCCUUGUAUGUUGCAUGUAUCCCAGGGUAGCUAUGAAUAUGGCCCAACACAAUUGUAAACCACAGUGUCGCUGCAGUGUCGAAAGGUUGAUACCUCUAAAAAGCUAGGUCAUUUGAGAUAUAUGCUUUCUCAACCAUUAUAAAGGAAAACAACUCAGUGCUACUGUUUUCAGGACAGAUGUCUAGAGUGGUUGAAAGAGCCUCUUUGGUUUGUUUGGUCAGGAAAAGUCCAAGAGUUGACACUGAAACUGAGACCUUGGUGAUGAUGAGGGAGUCAUUGGCUAGUGCUAAUUAUUUCAGGAAGUGUAAACUCCAUUAGAAAAAGCUUGGUUGAGACGGAGCUAGGAGGUUAGCUGAAGAUCCAGUGAUAGAAUUGAGGAGAUGGGGUGAGCCAUGUCAUCUGUUGUCUUACUCAGCUCUUUGGAACUGUAAAAAAGCAACUGUAGACAGUAUGUGACCCUAGGAAAGGCAUCUCCAGAAAUAGGUAGGUGGAAGAAGGUUAGAUUUGGCCUGUAGGCUGUAGUUUGUGAUCCCUAAAUGGAAGUCUUAAAGUGUCCACAUUCUAAGCAAUGUGGAGAAUCCACAAGAUUUCAAGCAGAAAAGUGGCAUGAUCUACUAGAUGGUUGCUGUUUUCUUAAAAUUAUUCUAUUUAACAUUGUCUUGAUGCUGUUGAGGGAAAAAUUAAUAGAAACUGAAAAAAACAGUUUCCGGCCAUUAACAAUUAUUCAGGCAAACAGUGCGAUGGCAGUUGUGAUGGCUAUUCUUGGUUGUCACUUUGUGUACAUCUGGGAUUAACUAAAAUCUAUAAAUGGAAAGCAUACCUGUGGAAGAUUUUUUUGCUUAAUUUGAAGUAGGAAGAUCCACUUCUAACCUAGAUCUUUGAGGUAGGAAGAUAUGUCUUUAAUCCUGAUCUUUUGAGCUGAGAAAAGACAUGCCUUUAAUCUAGAACUUGAGGUGGGAAGAAACAUCUUUAAUCUAGGCCACACAUUCUGUUGGGAACCUAUAUAAGAACAGGGAAGAAGGAAGCUUAUGCUUUGCCUGCUUGCCUUCGCCUUGCUAGCAAGUCCAUCCCUUCAUUGGCAUUAGAGCCUACUUCUUCAAGAUUCCAGUGUCUACUGAAGACCCACUGAGACAUCCAGCUUUAUGAAUUGAGCAACUGCUGGAUUCUUGGAACUUCCAUUCACACCCAGCUGCUGUGGGAUGUUCUGUAUGCUGUGAAUGUGUUGUUCUGAUUGAUUGAUUGAUUGAUAAAUAAAAUGCUAUUUAUAAGUAAAAUGCCAGUAGCCAGGCAGGAAGUAUAGUAUAGGCGGGAUAAGCAGAGAGGAGAGUUCUGGGAACAGGAAGGCUGAGUCGGGAGUCACCAGCCAGAGACAGGAAGCAUGAUGUGAAAGUACCGGUAAGCCACAAGCCAUGUGGCAACUUAUAGAUUGAUAGAAAUGAGUUAAUUUAAGAUAUAAGGACUAGAUAGCAAGGAGUCUGCCACGGCCAAACAGUUAAUUUAAGAUAUAAGGACUAGAUAGCAAGGAGUCUGCCACGGCCAAACAGUUUAUAAGUAAUAUAAGUCUCUGUGUGUUUACUUGGGUCUGAGCGGCUGAGGGCCCAGGUGGGACUGGAGAAAAACUCCAGCUAUACCCCGCCAUUGUUGGAUUAGCUGGACAGCAGCCUGUAAGUCAUUCUAAUAAAUCCCCUUUCUAUAUAUAUAUAUAUAGAGAGAGAGAGAUUCAUUCUUAAAAGUUGUGUUACUUUAGAGAGCCCUGACUCAUACAGCAGCCUUCUAUUAAAAUGUCAAUGCUAUAGAUGAAAAGUGGCUGAAAUCAGUUAUGUUUUACAGUUAACAGCAGAAUUUAUCAAUGGAUUGAUAAACUUGAUUUGCAGAAGUUUACUCAGUAUCUCUAACCAACUAUGUUUUGCUGAGUGUGAAAGGUAUCAAACGUGGUGUACUGGAUGGUUUUGUGUCAACUUGACACAAACUGGAGUCAUCAGAGAGGAAGGAGCCUCAGUUGAGGAAAUGCCUCCAUGAGAUCCAGCUGUAAGGCAUUUUCUCAACUAGUGAUCAAUGGGGGAGGGCCCAGCCCACUGUGGGUGGUACCAUCCCUGGGCUAGUGGUCCUGGGUUCUAUAAGAGAGUAGGCUGAGCAGGCCAUGGGAAAUAAGCCAGUAAGCAGCACCCCUUCAUGGCCUUUGCAUCAGCUUGUCCCUCCAGGAUCCUACCUUGUUUGUGUUCCUGUCUUGACUCCUUCAGUGAUGAACAGUGAUACAGAAAUGUAACCCAAAUAAACCCUUUCCUCACCAACUUGCUUUUUGGUCAUGUUUUGUUGCAGUAAUAGAAACCCUAAGACACAUGGUAACAGUAUUGUAACUAAAGUAAAGCACUCAGAAGGUAAAUGUGGUGGUUUGAAAGAAAAUGGCCCCCAAAGGGAAUGGCACUUUAGGAUGUGUGGCCUUGUUAGAAUAGAUGUGGUCUUGUUGGAGGAAAUCUAUCAAUGUGGAGGUGGGCUGUGAGGUCUCAUAUAUGCUCAAUCCCUGCCCAGUGUCUCAGCAGUUCCUGUUGCCUGCAAGAUGUAGGACUCUUCAGCUACUUCUCCAGCACCAUGUCUACCUGGACGCACCAUGCCCCACCAUGAUGAUAAUGGACUGAACCUCUGAACUGUAAAUGAGUCACCCCAAUUAAAUGUUUUCCUUUAUAAGAGUUGCCGUGGUCAUGGUGUCUCUUAACAGUAAUAGAAACCCUAAGACAGUAAGGAUUCCUACUGCAUUUUGGAGAGGAUACUCUAGGAAUAUCUAGAAAACCUGUCACCAUCUACCACCUAAUUCUGCCUAAGGUAAGAGGAAAAAUGGGUUACAUGAUCCUCUUUUAAAAACACGAGUUUUAGCCGGGUGGUGGUGGUGCACGCCUUUAAUCCCAGCACUCGGGAGGCAGAGGCAGGUGGAUCUCUGUGAGUUUGAGGCCAGCCUGGUCUACAGAGUGAGAUCCAGGAAAGGCACAAAGCUACACAGAGAAACCCUGUCUCGAAAAACCAAAAAUAAAUAAAUAAAAACACGAGUUUUUAGCAGGCCUGGUGGUGCAUGCCUUUAAUCCUAGCACUGUGAAGCAGAGGCAGUCGGAACUCUGAAUUCAAGGCCAAUCUGGUAUACAGAUUGGAACUCUGUGAAUUCAAGGUCAGCCUGGUCUACAGAUCGAGUUCCAGGACAGCCAAAGCUGUUAAACAGAGAAACCCUGUCUUGAAAAACUAAAAAAUAAAUGAGUGAGUGAAUGAAUGAAUGAAUGAAUGAAUGAAUAAAAUAAAAACCAGGUGUUUUUAGCUGGGCUGUGGUGACGCAUGCCUUUAAUCCCAGCAUUUGGGAGGCAGAAGCAGGAGGAUCUCUAUAAAGUCAAGGCCAGCCUGAUCUAAAGAUUGAGUUCCAGGACAGCUGAGGCUACCCAGAGAAACCCUGUCUUGAAAAAAAAAAAACAACAACAACAACAACAAACCAAGUGUUUUUGUGUUCAUUGUAACAUUUGUCAUAAUUUUGUGAGGGAAUCAAGCCAGACACUGGAAGGUGAAGAUGAGAACUGAGAUGCAAUGUUGAGGCGCGUUUUAUGGCUUCUGAUAGUGAGUAAACAUGUUUCCUACCGGAUGUGAAGGAUGGUUUUUCUUAAUCAUUGACAGCUCACCUGUAUGCAAAAUAGGAAGGUACAACAGUUAACUGCUUGUUGGGAAUUAGUGUAUUUGCUAUCAUCAAGUGCCAGCUAUGUUACUGAAGGUUUAGUUUUUCUUGUGGAAGUUGAAGCUGAGCAUUUUAAGAGUGUAUGUGGUGGGGGCGGGGGGAGGGAGGAAGUUUGUGUGUAUAUUUGGUUUUGUCUUUUCAAGACAGAGUUUCUCUGUAUAACAGCUUUGGCUGUCUGGAACUCACUUUGUAGAGUAGGCUGGUCUCAAACUCACAGAGAUCUAUCUGCCUCUGCCUCUACUUCCUGGGUGCUGGAAUUAAAGGUGUGCACCACCACCACCGGGCUUCAGUCUAUAUUUUUAAUAACUGACAAACAUGCCAAAAAGGAGAGUACCCUCGAACUUGAGAGAGAAACUUGGGUUAUAAUGCCUCCUUUCUCUGAGUGUAAGCAAACUUAACGCCUCUAAAAAGGAGUAGCAGGAGGAACUGGAGAGAUGGCGCAGAGGUUCUUCUGGAGACGGAGUUCAAUUCUCAGCACCCAUAUAGUGGCACACAACUGUUUUGUGGAAUAUUAUUUUAACUGGGCAAUGAUGUGUUACAUUUGUUUAUGCUGUAGACUAUUACUUUAACUGUGUAAAGGUGUGUUACAUUUGUUUAUGCUGCAGAAUAUUACUUUAACUGUGUAAAGUUGUGUUACAUUUGUUUAUGCUGCAGAAUAUUUAACUGUGUAAAGGUGUGUUACAUUUGUUUAUGCUGCAGAAUAUUACUUUAACUGUGUAAAGUUGUGUUACAUUUGUUUAUGCUGCAGAAUAUUUAACUGUAUAAAGGUGUGUUACAUUUGUUUAUGCUGCCUUUGUUUAAUUAUGUAAAGAUGUGUUGCAUUUGUUUCACCUUGCCUGCCUAAGGCACCUGAUGGUCUAAUAAAAAGCUGAAUAGCCUUGUACUGCA